AUCCAGAUAAUCUUCAGUUCUUCCCGGCCUUUACACGGAGUAAUAAUUAGAAGUUUAGAAGCUUCGCUCUGCAGACACGCUCAACAGUCAACACAAGCUUAUUCAGUUGCGUCUUCUCCUUCUUGCUGUCCGGCAAGUCACUGAGAUACUCAACUCCGGAGCUUUAUAAUUUAGCUACACCAUCAGUAAACGAAAAAUGAAGCAAAUGUUUGGCGGCCCGGGAGAGAUCAGCGGCAUUAUACUGAGGAUGCUACAGGGCACUUUUGCCGCUAUUGCCCUCGGUAUUUUAAGCUCUGUUCCUGGAGUUUGUACCAAUACUCCCUUCUGGUAGAGCUCCUUCAAUUCUUAUGUUCCGUAUUGUUCUGGCUUUUUGAAUGAAAUGCAUGUUACGAUUACUUGUUGUGGAGUACGGAGUAUUAUUUUUUGACUUUGUGUUUAUUUGAUCAGCUUCCUACUAGUUCAACAGUGUGUUCAAAUCAUAUGGUGCUUUAUGCUUAUAUGCCUUGAUCUCAAGGUUCUGGUGUCUGGGGGGAGGCUACCCUCCCCUAUCCAUGUGAUGGUGAACCUUGCUUUUGAUUGGUGUAUAUGGAUGUUAUCUCUUGGAGCUGCAUCCUCAACCGCGUCGGUGGUUGAGUUGUUCUGGGCCAACUCCAUCUGCGAAAAGUGGCGCGAGUAUAACUGCAGACGUUACCAGGCGGCGGUUGUCAUGGCCUUUAUUGCCGUGGCAUUCCAAGCAAUCUCGGUUCAUAUCUGGAUGUGGAUUGCAGCCUCCUCCUUUUUGCCCAGGCUGCAUUAACCGUCGGCGUGCUCGGUAGUGCUCCAUUUUUAUUUGCGGCUUAUGAUUUGUUUUAUGAUUUCACCAAGUAAUAUACACCUUAGUAAUUAGUGUAUUAGAAGUAGCUUAAUUAGGAUGGUUUUGUAUAUUAAUUGUAGUUCUAUCUUGUACAAUUUUAUUGUAAUAAUAUAAAUCUUGUCUCGUCUGAGUUUCAUAUUCGAAAGU
This is a messenger RNA of Cuscuta epithymum, 1000 nucleotides long. The record is from the annotation of a GenBank genome assembly. Lineage: Eukaryota; Viridiplantae; Streptophyta; Magnoliopsida; Solanales; Convolvulaceae.